UCUCCUUUUCAAUUGCCCGCCUCUCUCCCUAUCUUAGUCAUAGAUCUAGGCCUUUUGCUUAUCCUGCGCACAUCACAUGGCGCACGUUAUUCAGCUCCCCUGCGAUGGAGAUGGCUUCUGCAUGCGCUGCAAGGCGAAGCCAGCUACUGAAGAAACUCUCAGUUGCUCCACGUGCGCCACUCCCUGGCACGUGAUUUGUCUUUCUUCCCCGCCGGAAACUCUGGCCUCCACUCUCCAAUGGGAGUGUCCGGACUGCUCGGGUGAACCCACUGCCCCUGCAGCUGCUGUUGCCGGCAGUGGAAGUGAGUUGUUGGCCGCUAUAAGGGAUAUUGAGGCAGAUGUGACUCUUACUGAGAAGGAGAAGGCGAGGAAGCGGCAGGAAUUGUUAAGUGGGAAGGUGGAGGAGGAAGAUCUGAAGAAGAAAGAGAAGGGGAAAGAGAAGGAGAGUGAGAGUGAUGUGUUGAAUAUUCUUGAUGAGAGUUUUAAGUGUUCUUUUUGUAUGCAGUUGCCCGAAAGACCUGUUACUACACCAUGUGGGCAUAAUUUCUGCCUCAAAUGCUUCCAGAAAUGGAUUGGACAAGGGAAGCUCACCUGUGCAAAAUGUAGGAGCCCAAUUCCCUCAAAAAUGGCCAGUCAGCCACGUAUUAAUUCUAGCCUUGUGUCUGCCAUUCGUAUGGCAAAGUUGUCAAAAACAAUUGUUGCUGGAGGGCUCCCGAAGGUUUUCCAUUUUGUACAUAAUCAGAACAGGCCAGACAAGGCAUUUACUACAGAACGGGCACAGAGGGCUGGUAAGUCCAAUGCUUGCAGUGGGAAGAUAUUUGUCACUGUGCCACCAGAUCAUUUUGGGCCUAUCCCAGCUGAAAAUGACCCUGAGAGAAAUCAAGGUGUCUUGGUUGGGGAGUGUUGGGAAGAUAGAUUGGAAUGUAGGCAGUGGGGUGUACACCUUCCCCAUGUCGCUGGUAUUGCUGGGCAAGCAAACUAUGGUGCACAGUCUGUGGCACUUUCUGGAGGCUACGUAGAUGAUGAAGAUCAUGGGGAAUGGUUCCUCUAUACUGGAAGUGGUGGCAGAGAUCUCAGCGGAAACAAACGAACUAACAAGGAUCAAUCCUUUGACCAAAAGUUUGAGAAAUUUAAUGAAGCUCUUAGAGUGAGUUGCAAAAAUGGCUAUCCUGUCAGAGUUGUGAGAUCCCACAAGGAGAAGCGGUCCUCUUAUGCCCCUGAGAGUGGGGUGCGCUAUGAUGGGGUCUAUAGAAUAGAGAAAUGUUGGCGUAAGGUUGGAAUUCAAGGUUACAAGGUCUGCCGGUACUUAUUUGUUAGAUGUGACAAUGAACCUGCACCGUGGACAAGUGAUGAGCAUGGGGACCGACCUAGGCCUUUGCCUGUUGUAAAAGAGCUGGCCAAGGCAACUGACAAAACAGAGAGAAAGGAAAGUCCAUCAUGGGACUAUGAUGAAGAAGACGGUCGCUGGAAGUGGAAAAAACCUCCACCUCCUAGCCAAAAGCCGGUUGAUACCGGAAAUCCUGAGGACAGGAAGAGGUCACAGAAAGCCAUAAAGAAAGCACAGAGUACAAAUGUGAGGGAGAAGCUUCUAAAAGAGUUCAGUUGUCAAAUCUGUGGCCAAGUGAUGACUCAACCAAUUACAACACCCUGUGCACAUAACUUCUGUAAGUCAUGCUUGGAAGGUGCAUUCACUGGGAAGACGCUUAUGAGAGAGAGAAGUAGAGGUGGACGAACACUACGAGCACAGAAGAAUGUCAUGAAUUGCCCAAAGUGUCCAACAGACAUCUCUGAUUUCCUUCAAGAUCCUAAGGUUAACCGAGAACUGAUGGCUGUGAUUGAGUCACUGCAACGCCAGACUGAAGAGAAUUUGGAUAAUGUAGAGGAAUCAAUUGAGGAUGAGGUGGUUGGCUCCGAGGAGAUUCCUGCUGAAGCUGGAGAGACUGAUUCUGGAAAGACUGCUGCUCAAACUAUUGAGCCUCAGAUGGCCAUUGACCAGAAUAAAAUUGAUCAUGGGGAAAAUCCUGUAAAGAUUGAAGCUGUUGCAAAUAGUUUUGAAAAAACUGGUGUUGGCAGUUCAGAGGAACCUAAAGUUAAUUGCAAGCCCCAGAGGGCCAACAAGAAGAGGAAAAUUCAUCUUGAUGAUAGCUCAGUUGACAAAGAUGAGGGAAAGAAUGAGAUUUCUGUACAGAUGGUUGGGGAUAGAAAUGGAAUUUCCAAAGAAGAUAGCAAAAAAUUGCUGAAGGUGACAGUGUGAACCUGCAAGUCCCUGCAGUGAAGCGUUCUACAAGGGAGAAUGCUGACAGUAGAGUUCAAUCAUUGGAACCUGCUGUUGAGGUUAAGACUAGGAGCAGGAGAGUUCAGGAAGCAACAGCUGAAGGCAAUGACUCACCAUCUAGUCCUCUCAACGUGUGAUCAUCUGAUGAUGAUUUUGAAUGAUAAGCUCUAUCUCAACCUUCUUUUUAGAACUCUACAAAGCUCAUGGUGACUAUUUUUGAACUAUGCAUGUUUUUUUUUUUUUUGAACGGUUGGUUAUUUUGGGAGCAAGACUGGCUUUGUUUUUGGGUGCUCAGCAGCAAGUACUGGGUAAUCCGAAAUCAUUCACCAUGAUUAAUCUACGUAUGUAUUUCAUAAUUUAAGGAGCAAGACUGGCUUCAUUUUUGGGUGCUAAGCAGCAAGUACUGGGUAGUCUGAAAUCAUUCACCAUGAUUAUUUUACCUAUGUAUUUCAUAAUUUAAGGAGCAAGACUGGCUUUAUUUUUGGGUGCUAA
Messenger RNA from Hevea brasiliensis (rubber tree), 2767 nucleotides. RefSeq names its product E3 ubiquitin-protein ligase ORTHRUS 2. The transcript is spliced from 9 exons. The record is from RefSeq and is a predicted model, not a curated record. Gene Ontology annotation, biological process: protein ubiquitination; negative regulation of gene expression via chromosomal CpG island methylation. NCBI's taxonomy places the organism in Eukaryota, Viridiplantae, Streptophyta, Magnoliopsida, Malpighiales, Euphorbiaceae. Bases 77 to 2254 code for a protein of 725 amino acids. Gene Ontology annotation, molecular function: metal ion binding; ubiquitin protein ligase activity.